Messenger RNA from Porites evermanni, 10135 nucleotides. The record is from the annotation of a GenBank genome assembly. Lineage: Eukaryota; Metazoa; Cnidaria; Anthozoa; Scleractinia; Poritidae.
GUGCAGAACAGGUAUUACAGUAAUGGCAACAUUGUAAGUAUCCAAAAUGUAAACCUGCUUUGUACCAUAACUUUUGCUCAUGCAUGUUCUUCUUCUUCAACAAAGUAAUGAAACAGUGAUAAUUAUUGAUGUUUAAUAAAACAAGGGACAUGGAAAUUCAAUGGUUUAAUGUAAUUAUCUUGGUUGGUACGAGAUUUAACUGUCUGUGCUAUUGUCGAUGGGUGUUUGUAAACACUGAGAUAAGCUCAUGUACCCUUAAUUCAAUAUUUUUAGCCUUCAGUUACCAAGAUGUUUAUAAAUGGACAGUUUGUGGAGUCAUCGACAGACAAAUGGCAUGAUGUUCACAAUCCAGUAUGUACUAUUCUUGGAAAUCUAAGCUAAGUGCACUAGUACAUUUGAUUGAUCUUAUUACAAAAUACCUAUCAAUAAUUCUAUGAGUCAAUAUGAGUCACUCUCUUGGAAUAUGGUAAAUUGGUUUCAUUGAUGAUAAUAAAAUUCACGGAAGGUUGUCAAAGAUCAAAACAUUUCUUUCUCUGUUUGUGCUUUCUUAUAUAAACCUUGUUAUAAGGCUGAAUUUUGAUAUAUCAAAAGGCACCCAUUGAUUAGCUUUACUGUAAUUUAAUACAACAAAUAUUUGAGAUAACUAUUUACACUUGACAAAAUAGUUCCAACAAAAUCCAAGAAAAAGUGACACGGAAAUGUAAAUGCUAAACAACCAGUACACCAAUAGCACUAUAAGACUGGUCUGGCAUGAUUGUUUAAGUUGUUUAGUUUGUUUUUCUCUUUAACAGGCAACAAAUGAAGUCAUUUCUCGAUGUCCAGAGUCAACUUUAGCUGAGAUGGAAUCUGCUGUUGCCGCAGCUAAAGCCGCUUUCCCUGCGUGGUCUGAAAGCUCAGUUCUAUCACGCCAGCAAGUCAUGUUUAGCCUUCAGCACCUUAUCAAGAAACACAUGGUAAGAACAAAAUGUAUAUCUUAACCCAUCACCAGUCACGUUGAAAGAUACCUUUACUCUUUAAGCCCUAAGAGUGAUCAGCAUGAAAUCUCUUCUUGUAAUAUCAGUGCUUUGUUAAAACAGUGGUCAUGAGAAUUACGGACAUGAUCACACAAGAUGAACUUGCUUGAUAUUUUAUCAACUUCUCCCUACUACUUCUGAAAAAAAUAAAUAGGGGCAGGAAAUAAGAAUUCAAAUUUUGAUCUUACGGUUUAAAUGGUUAAUAGUCUAUUAAGUUGAGGUUGAUGCGUCAGUAGUCUUCCCAAACUUGCUACAUUCCUAUGGCUGGUGUAAUUGUAGUUUAUUUCAACCCUGCUUGCCAUACCUCCUUCUUCCAAAGUGUCAAUAUUAAUGUCAAAAAUUAUGGAAUGAUUUUAUGAUUACCUUGCACAAAUUUAUUGGAUACCACUGCUUAUUUUUUUGUCUUUGAUAACAGAAUGAAAUUGCUGAUCUCAUCACAGCGGAUACUGGCAAAACAACACCUGAUGCCCUUGGUGAAGUACAACGAGGAUUACGUGAGUAAAUUUGUUCACAUAGUAUAUAUAUAUGAUAACAACAUUAAAUUUGAAACUGGUUUUCACAUGGCUGUUAUUCUGUUGCCUGUUGGUACGUGUUUAGUUCAUUGCCAUCAGCUUCUUUUGACACCUGUUGUAUGGUUUACAUCGUCUCCUUUGCUCUUCUAUCUACUUUAUGCUUUUAGGCUUAUUACACCCAUAGUUUUUCAAUUUCCAUAGCAUUAUUUGUCCCUAUAUUUAACUAUUGAUUUUUACAUGUGGCCUGAUCCAUCUUACGUUAAUGUUAGCAAUAAACAUUGGCUGGACAGAGAGCUAGCCUCCAGGUUUUUCUGUUUAAUAGUUGGUAACUUAAAUGUGAAAUGUUCAGUUUCUAUUCUGCUGAGAGAAGCAAAAGAGAAUAGAACAGAAAUUCAUUUGCUACUUGUUCACAGGAGAGGAUCAAUUAAAUGAUUAAUACUAACUCCAUCUAUGAUUUCCUUUUUCCAGAGGUUGUUGAACAUGCCUGCUCGGUCACUUCACUUCAGAUGGGUGAAACAGUGUCACAGAUCACCAAGGACAUGGAUACCUACUCAUACAGAGUUCCCAUAGGAGUCUGUGCAGGAAUUACACCGUAUGUAAAUUUUUGUAAAUUGUUAAUUUUUGGUGGAUUGUUCUUGCUGAAAAAGCUUGCUAAAGGCUCCAAAGUAAGGGGAAGCAAUCAGGCGAUUGCAUCUACUCAAGUUAAUUCCACAUUUGGAUGAGAUAGGGUUUGUGUUGAAAUCCUGAUUGUUCUUGCUUUCAAUUUUUCGGUAAAGCAUCCAACUUGGUAUUGUUGUAGAAACCUGUUUUUGUAGUUAGGUGAAGAACUGGUCAGAAAAAAAGAAUACAGUUGUCAAGAUUGGUGGAAAAAACAGCAUUUUUUUUUCUCUCCAGGUUUAAUUUCCCAGCUAUGAUUCCACUGUGGGUAAGUAAAGGAUUUAAUGUAAAAGCUAAUACCCAGCCUGACAGGUUUAAGAAAUAGGUGCUUCUUGUCUUUUAAAUCAGGUUAUUAAUAUUACUAAGCAACUCGAUCCUGCGGAGCUCCUAGUUGCCUUGUGAGCUCAUUUAGUUCAAGCACUGCACUGAGGACAAGGGUUUGAAACUUAUACAAGCCAAAAUUGCUUCAGGCUUUCUUUUUGCAAUUAAAAAGGUUGCCUCUAUAGUUGUGACGAUUGGCUUUAAAUUUAAUUCCUGAUCCUGCAGUUCCAAGAUAAGUUCACAUAUUUAUUACUUAAUUUUCAUCCUUUCACGAGUUUAUAACGUAACCACUGCAUAAACAGCUUUCAGUUGGUUCGUUACCUUUGGAGCACUGCAUCAGUAUUACAAAGGUCGAAAGUGCUAAUCUUAUGCAAUUUUUUCUGUCUCUCUAAAAUGUUCUGCAAAAUUGGCAUCAUAUAAUUGAAAUCCUUUUUGCAUCUGACAAGACUUAUUAGUCCCGUUUCAUCUUUUGCCUUUAUUUGUUCACAGAUGUUUCCUAUGGCAUUAGUUUGUGGCAAUACCAUGGUGAUAAAACCCUCCCCAAGGAAUCCAUUAGCCCCCAUGUUUAUAAUGAAGCUUGCUCAAGAAGCGGGUGUCCCUGAUGGCUGUAUCAAUGUUUUCCAUGGAACUGUUGAACGUAAUAUUUCCAGUUUCUCCUCUGUUAUUUUUAUGUAGCUUUGUAAAUUAUUUCAUAAGGGGAAAUGUUUAGGAAAGCUAGUAAUAAUGAGUAAGAAUUGUUGUAGGCUUCAGGACCUUGUAAAGGUGUUUAGACCAUUUUGGAAACAGCACCGAAUUCAAUUCAAUCUCAUAUUUCAGACAGUUGAAGUUUUUGAAUGCUAGGAAUUUGAUUGUUCUCACAGAAAGCCUAAGUAACCACUGCAGAAAAAAAAGUUUUUUCCAACCCUAAUAAGGCCAUUUAUAUGAGGAAAAAUAAGACGCGAACUGGACCAUUUAUACAAGCAUGUCUUAUCUAAGUCUUCUGUACACGUAAACUUACUUUUAAAGUGUAAGUUUAUUAUACGAAGAUAGCAAUUUGAUGAGUAAUUAUAAAUUGUGAUGGUUUAAAGUUAAAAGGGUCUACUACACAAGCAGAUGUCACACAUUUGUCCAGGAGGUCUGUUAUCGCCUUCUCCUUACAUAAUAACAAAAAAUCUUUUUCCUCUGCAAUGGACCAAGUGUUUCUUUUUACCUUUAACAGGGUUUUCAUUGUAUUUGAGCGAAGAAAAAAUAAAGCAGAAUAGACAAGGAAACGAAAACACGUUGUAAUUUGUAAACAAUUUUUCCCCGCCAGUGGCCUGCCAGUUCACUGCGGGGCAAGCAAUAAUUUUUCCGCCAAAAAUUAACACAUGUGCAGUAUGUGUUCAGGUUUUAUGUAAGACGCGAAGGUCAUUUAUACGAAGUUUUUCUCGUGUUAGCUAAGACGCGUCUUAUCUAAGAACAGGUGUUAAGGGCUGUUCUAAAAUAAGACGCGUCUGAGCUAAGUUGCAUCUUAUUAUGCCAUUUAUACAGAAAGUGCGCGUCUUAUCUAAGACGCGUCUUAUUUUUCCUCGUAUAAAUGGCCCUAAUGUUGUUUGCUUCUCUCUAAAAACAUUGUGUAAGAUUUCAUUAUUGAUUAACAGGACGUUCAAUGAAAUAGUUGAUUGCUAAUGGUUUUAGGUGCUUUUGUGUUGAUCUAUUGAUUUGAUAAUAAAUUUUUUCCAAUUAUAUUAAUAGUGUUAAGGUUUGGUCGUGAAAUUGAGCUUUAGAUUCAUUAAACAUUACUUUAAAAAACAUUGGUGAAUUGUUAAUAGUAUUUUGAAUGUUUUGUAGCUGUCAGAUUCAUCUGUGAGCAUCCUGAUGUUAAAGCAAUUUCGUUUGUUGGCUCUGAUCAAGCUGUAAGUGCAAGCUUUUCCUUCAUAAAUUCUGUUGCUCUCAACUAACACUAUUAGGCAUUUUUUUUCAUAUAUUAUCUAUAAUUAUUCUUAUUUUUCCAGGGAAAAUACAUUUAUGAGACUGGCUCAAAAAAUGGAAAAAGAGUUCAAUCAAACAUGGUAAGACAGACUUGUAGUUUAAUGAUUUGUUUUGCAAUGUAACACAAAAACUGUAACAGAAAAAUUAAGCUCUUAAUGUGGACUAUGUUCUACUUACACUCUUGGUGUCACAGUCUGAGAUAAGCUUCUUUUCAAAAAUCUGGUAAAGAGUUACUACAACAGACCUGUCUGAACUGCUGCACAAUGAAGGGCAAAGGGACUGGUAAAAUAUGGGGUAUGAAAGCUAGGAAUUUGUUAAAUGGGUGUUUGUUAAAUUGAGGUUUCACUGUAUUUUUUUUCUUUCAGGGAGCAAAGAACCAUGGAGUCAUAAUGCCAGAUGCCAAUAAAGAAAAUACCAUCAAUCAGGUUUGGCUUGCAUUAUUCUUAACUAACUGCCUCGCUUAAGUAGAUGGUGGGUGCCUGGGAUACCCAGGGGCUUCCACUGUGGCCAUCCAGCCCCUAGAUAGAACACUGCCCCCAUGGCUGGCCAAUCCCCGCAACCCUGUCAUGAACCCCCAUUCCAGGCACCCGUCACACUGAUGAAACAGUGAAAGGAAGAAACAUAGGGGAUGGGAGUGGGGGGGAAGAUGCUUAAAACAACUGCUCCACAGACCACUACACAAACGCUCAAUGAAGAACUCAAUGAUCCUAGGUUGAAUGGGAUUGCCCUCUGGAUGCCCUCUAAGCUCGUGGACUGCUUGCUCACUGAGCUCAUGUUGGUUAACUUAGUUAAUUUCAUUAAACCAAAUUUAACCAGUAGUGAAAUGUGUGUUUUCUUUUUGAACCUAUCCACAUUCACUUCAUACUUUUCUCGUAAAGUGACAUAAGUGGUUGUCAUUGUAAUAUUUCAGCUCAUUGGGGCUGCUUUUGGUGCUGCUGGCCAGAGGUGUAUGGCACUCAUGCUUAUUUUUUUGUCUUUGAUAACAGAAUGAAAUUGCUGAUCUCAUCACAGCGGAUACUGGCAAAACAACACCUGAUGCCCUUGGUGAAGUACAACGAGGAUUACGUGAGUAAAUUUGUUCACAUAGUAUGAUAACAACAUUAAAUUUGAAAAUGGUUUUCACAUGGCUGUUAUUCUGUUGCCUGUUGGUAUGUGUUCAGUUCAUUGCUAUCAGCUUCUUUUGACACCUGUUGUAUGGUUUACAUUGUCUCCUUUGCUCUUCUAUCUACUUUAUGCUUUCAGGUUUAAUACACCCAUAGUUUUUCAAUUCCAUGGCAUUAUUUGUCCCUAUAUUAUUUUAACUAUUGAUUUUUACAUGCAGGCUACAUUUUUGCUGGACAGAGAGCUACCCUUCAGGUUUUUUUGUUUAAUAAUUGUUAACUUUAAUGUGAAAUGUUAAGUUUCUAUUCUUCUGAGUGAAGCAAAAGAGAAUAGAACAGAAAUUCAAAAUAAGGUACUUGUUCACAGGAGAGGAUCAAUAUUAAAAUUGAUUAAUGCUAACUCCAUCUAAUAUUUCUUUUUUCCAGAGGUUGUUGAACAUGCCUGCUCAGUCACUUCACUUCAGAUGGGUGAAACAGUGUCACAGAUCACCAAGGAUAUGGAUACCUACUCAUACAGAGUUCCCAUAGGAGUCUGUGCAGGAAUUACACCGUAUGUAAAUUUUUGUAAAUUUGUUUAUUUUUGGUGGAUUGUUCUUGCUGAAAACGCUUGUUAAAGGUUCCAAAGUAAGGGGAAGCAAUCAGGCGAUUGCAUUUACUCAAGUUAAUUCCACAUUUGGAUGAGAUAGGGUUUGUAUUGAAAUCCUGAUUGUUCUUGCUUUCAAUUUUACUGUAAAGCAUCCAACUCGGUAUUGUUAGAGAAACCUGUUUUUGUAGUCAGAUGGACAAUACUACAACAACUGGUGGGGAAAAAAAUACAUUUGUCAAGAUCAGUGAAAAAAAACAGCAUAUUUGUCUUUUUUUUUUCUCUCUCCAGGUUUAAUUUCCCAGCUAUGAUUCCAUUGUGGGUAAGUAAAGGAUUUAAUGUAAAAGCUGAUGUAUUUACUUUGAACUAAUACCCAGCCUGACAGGUUUAAGAAAUACGCACUUCUUGUCUAUUAAAUCAGAUAGUUGGUAUUGCUAAAAAACUCACUCCUGCCCAGCUCCCAAUUGCUUGUUAGCUCAAAAUUAUUAGUUUCAGAGCACUGCACUGAGGUCAAGGGUUUGAAACCUAUACAAGCCAAACUGGCUUCAGGCUUUCUUUUUGCAAUUAAAAAGGUUGCCUCUAUAGCUGUGAUGAUUGUCUUUAAAUUUAAUUCCUGAUCCUACAGUUCCAAGAUAAGUUCACAUACUCAUUACUUAAUUUUCAUCCUUUCAUGGGUUUAUAAUGUAACAACUGCAUAAACAGCUUUCAGUUGGUUUGUUACCUUUGGUGCACUGCAUCAGUAUUGCAAAGGUCAAAAGUGUAAAUCUUAUAAUACACUUUUUUCUGUCUCUCUUCUUAUAACGGCAAAAUUGGCCUCCUAUAACUAAAAUCUUUUUUGCAUCUGACAAGACUUAUUAGUCGCGUUUAAUCUUCUGCCUUUAUUUUUUUUGUUCACAGAUGUUUCCCAUGGCAUUAGUUUGUGGUAAUACCAUGGUGAUCAAACCCUCCCCAAGGAAUCCAUUAGCGCCCAUGUUUAUAAUGAAGCUUGCUCAAGAAGCGGGUGUCCCUGAUGGCUGUAUCAAUGUUUUCCAUGGAACUGUUGAACGUAAUAUUUCCACUUUCUCUUCUGUUAUUUUUAUGUAGCUUUGUAAAUUAUUUCAUAAGGGGAAAUAUUUAGGAAAGCUAGUAGUUAUGAGUAAGAAUUGUGGUAGGUUUCAGGACCUUGUAAAGGUGUUUAGACCAUUCUGGAAACAACACCAAAUUCAAUUCAAUCUCAUAUUUCAGACAGUUGAAGUUUUUGAAUGCUAGGAAUUUGAUUGUUCUCACAGAAAGCCUAAGUAACCACUGCAUAAAAAAAAAGUUUUUUUCCAACUCUAAUAGGGCCAUUUAUACGAGGAAAAAUAAGAUGUGUCUUAAAUAAGACGCGAACUGGACCAUUUAUACGAGCAUGUCUUAUCUAAGCCUUCUGUAUACUUAAACUUACUUUUAAAGUGUAAGUUUAUAAUACGAAGAUAGCAAUUUCAUUAGUAAUUACAAAUUGUGAUGGUUUAAAGUUAAAAGGGUCUACUUACACAAGCAGAUGUCACGCAUUUGUCCAGGAGGUCUGUUAUUGCCUUCUCCUUACAUAAUAACGAAAAAUCUUUUUCCUCUGCAAUGGACCAAGUGUUUCUUUUUACUUUAACGGCGUGCUCAUUGUAUUUGAGUGAAGAAAAAAUAAAGCAGAAUAGACAAGGAAAAAAAAAACGCAUUGUAAUUUGUAAUUUGUGGCAAUCGAUAAUUUUUCCGCCAAAAAUUAACCCAUGCAUACUAUGUGUUUGGGUCUUAUGUGAGAUGCGAAAGUCAUUUAUACAAAGUUUUUCUCGUCUUAGCUAAGACGUGUCUUAUCUAAGAACAGGUGUUAAGGGCUGUUCUAAAAUAAGACACGUCUUUGCUAAGUUGCAUCUUAUUUUAGACGAAAUGUGCCGUUUAUACAGAAAGUGCGCGUCUUAUCUAAGAUGCGUCUUAUUUUUCCUCGUAUAAAUGGCCCUNCCAACUCUAAUAGGGCCAUUUAUACGAGGAAAAAUAAGAUGUGUCUUAAAUAAGACGCGAACUGGACCAUUUAUACGAGCAUGUCUUAUCUAAGCCUUCUGUAUACUUAAACUUACUUUUAAAGUGUAAGUUUAUAAUACGAAGAUAGCAAUUUCAUUAGUAAUUACAAAUUGUGAUGGUUUAAAGUUAAAAGGGUCUACUUACACAAGCAGAUGUCACGCAUUUGUCCAGGAGGUCUGUUAUUGCCUUCUCCUUACAUAAUAACGAAAAAUCUUUUUCCUCUGCAAUGGACCAAGUGUUUCUUUUUACUUUAACGGCGUGCUCAUUGUAUUUGAGUGAAGAAAAAAUAAAGCAGAAUAGACAAGGAAAAAAAAAACGCAUUGUAAUUUGUAAUUUGUGGCAAUCGAUAAUUUUUCCGCCAAAAAUUAACCCAUGCAUACUAUGUGUUUGGGUCUUAUGUGAGAUGCGAAAGUCAUUUAUACAAAGUUUUUCUCGUCUUAGCUAAGACGUGUCUUAUCUAAGAACAGGUGUUAAGGGCUGUUCUAAAAUAAGACACGUCUUUGCUAAGUUGCAUCUUAUUUUAGACGAAAUGUGCCGUUUAUACAGAAAGUGCGCGUCUUAUCUAAGAUGCGUCUUAUUUUUCCUCGUAUAAAUGGCCCUAAUGUUGUUUGCUUCUCUCUGUAAAAACAUUGCAUAAGAUUUCAUUAUUGAUUAACAGGACGUUCAAUGAAAUAAUUGAUUGCUAAUGGCUUUAGGUGCUUUUGUGUUGAUCUGUUGAUUUGAUAAUAAGUUGUUUCCAAUUAUAUUAAUACUGAAUAGCGUUAAGGUUUGGUCAUGAAAAUUGGAGCUUGAAUUUGAGCUUUAGACUCAUUAAACAUUACUUUAAAAAACAAUGGUGAAUUGUUAAUAGUAUUUUGAAUGUUUUGUAGCUGUCAGAUUCAUUUGUGAGCAUCCUGAUGUUAAAGCAAUUUCAUUUGUCGGCUCUGAUCAAGCUGUAAGUAAGCUUUGCCUUCAUAAAUUCUGUUGUUCUCAACUAACACUAUUAGGCAUUUAUUUCAUGUAUUAUCUAUAAUUCUUAUGUUUCCAGGGAAAGUACAUUUAUGAGACUGGCUCAAAAAAUGGAAAAAGAGUUCAAUCAAACAUGGUAAGACAAACUUGUAGUUGAAUGAUUUGUUUUGCAUUGUAACACAAUAAAAACGGUAACAGAAAAAUGAAACUUCACAUGUUCUACUGACACUCUCGGUGACACAGUCUGAGAUGAGCUUUAUUCCAAAAAUCUGGUAAAGAGUUACUACAGCAGACCUCUCAGAACACUGCACAACGAAGGGCCAAGGGACAUGGUAAAAUAUGGGGUGUGAAACUGAGGAAUUUGUUAAAUGGUGUUCGUUAAAUUGAGGUUUCACUGUAUUUUUUUCUUUCAGGGAGCAAAGAACCAUGGUGUCAUAAUGCCAGAUGCCAACAAAGAAAAUACCAUCAAUCAGGUUUGGCUUGCAUAAUACUUUACUAACUGCCUCGCUUAAGUGGAUGGUGGGUGCCUGGGAUACCCAGGGGCUUCCACUGUGGCCAUCCAGCCCCUAGAUAGAACACUGCCCCCAUGGCUGGCAAAUCCCCGCAACUCUGUCAUGAACCCCCAUUCCAGGCACCCGUCACACUGAUGAAACAGUGAAAGGAAGAAACAUAGGGGAUGGGAGUGGGGGGGAAGAUGCUAAAACAACCACUCCACAGACCACUACACAAACGCUCAAUGAAGAACUCAAAGAUCGUAGGUUGAAUGGGAUUGCCCUAUGGAUGCCCGCUAAGCUCGUGGACUGCUUGCUCACUGAGCUCAUGUUGGUUAACUUAGUUAAUUUCAUUAAACCAAAUUUAACCAGUAGUGAAAUGCGUGUUUUCUUUUUGAACCUAUCCACAUUCACUUCAUACUUUUCUCGUAAAGUGACAUAAGUGGUUGUCAUUGUAAUAUUUCAGCUCAUUGGGGCUGCUUUUGGUGCUGCUGGCCAGAGGUGUAUGGCACUCACAAUAAUCAUUAGUUAA